Molecule: messenger RNA, 1677 nt
Organism: Zasmidium cellare ATCC 36951
Lineage: Eukaryota; Fungi; Ascomycota; Dothideomycetes; Mycosphaerellales; Mycosphaerellaceae
Exons: 5
Coding region: 1-1677 (558 amino acids)
Biological process (GO): transmembrane transport
Molecular function (GO): transmembrane transporter activity
Source: RefSeq, a predicted model, not a curated record
AUGGCGGACGACAAUGACUUCUGCGACCCCGCCUGGCCUCCAGGCACUAUCAAGCUGGCGCAGCUUGUUGGAGGCGACAAGAAAGAUGCGGAAAUUAUCCUCCAACCCAGGCCAACGGACAACCCCAACGAUCCUCUGAACUGGUCCAAACCGUCGAAGAUCUUGAAUUACUUCCUCGCAUCGUUCUACGCUAUGAUGGUCUACGCCUUCAUCAACGCAACUUCGCCAACCUGGGGCCCCAUGGGUGAUGAGCUCGGUUUCAGCUCAGCGACUCUGACAAACACAUACGCAAUUGGAUGCGCGACCCUGGCAUUAGGAGCUCCCAUGCUUAUUCCUUUCGCCCUUAAAUACGGUUCGAGAUCGGUCUACAUAUUCAGCAGUGCCGCGCAGUUUGGAAUCUCGAUAUGGGCAGCAAGAACACAGACGGCAGGGGAUUGGUGGGGUGUGAAUGCUCUCCAAUGCUGGCUGGGAGCUCUUUCAGAGGUCUUAAUUCAAAUGACCAUCGCCGACGUCUUCUUCGUCCAUCAAAGAGGACUGAUGAACACGAUCUAUGUCUGGGUCUUCAACAUGGGAGGCAACCUCGCAGUCGUAGCUGCAGGCUUCGUCACGGCAGACAUUGGUUGGAGAUGGGUGUGGUGGAUUUGUGCCAUUAUCUUUGGUUUCCAACUGCUCAUGUUCUUCUUCGGUUUCGAGGAAACGAAGUUCACUCACUUUGAGACAUUGGAAGCUCGCCAAGGCAGCGUUGUGACAGCCCCUGACAUUUCCGGUCAUAUUCACGGCGACUACGAGAAAGAGACCAAGGCGCCAGAGACAUCAUCUGAAAGCCAGGACGUCGAGCCUGGCUCAAUGCAAGAUGCAUCCCGCAACAUGAGCGUCAUCCACAUCAACCCGAACAUUCCACGAAAGACAUACUUGCAAAAACUAGCGCUGACGACAACUUCGCCUGGCAGCUGGUCUCACUUCCUUCGCCACUCGUGGCAACCCUUCAUGAUUCUAGGCUCUGUUCCAGGCGUUGCUUACUGCUCCCUGGUAUAUGCCAUUGUGCUGGCGUGGUCGACGGUCAUGACAUCGGUCUUGAGCAUCUACAUGCUUGAUGCACCGUACAACUUCACAGCAGACAAAAUCGGACUCAUGAGUCUUGCACCUUUCAUCGGCAACACCCUCGGCGCCAUCAUCUGCGGUCCCCUGAGCGACUUCAUCGCCAUCAAGCUCGCCAAGCGCAACAACGGCAUCUACGAGCCCGAAUUCCGCUUCUGCGUCUUCCUGCCGUUCGUCCCCUUCCAAAUCGCCGGAGCCUGGUGGUUCGGCUACAGCCUCAACAACGGCUGGAGCUGGGUCCAAGUCGCCCUCGCCUACGGACUGUGCAACUUCGGCUCUGCGCCGCUGCAGUCCGUAGCACUCACCUACAUGCUCGAUGCGUACAAUGAGAUCAUUGGAGACUCCCUCACGGGACUGACGUUCGUCAGAAAUACCUUCAGCACGAUCUUUGUCUUUGCCAUGCCGGCUUGGAUCGACGGUGUCGGAAUGGCGAAUGUGUUCAACACGAUUGGUGCGAUUGGGACCUUGAUCUUGGGUUUCUCCGGGUUCUUUAUCUGGAAGGGGAAGCAUUUGAGAGUGAAGACGGCGAGGGUGUACAAGUACUAUGCCGAGAGGCAGUUUGACGCGAGGCCGAUGUAA